CUGGGUUUUCACCGCGCCGCUCCCGAAGCAGAGCUCGCGAAAGGUUCCUUGGCAACCUGGGAGGAAUCCAGCCGCAACCACAGGCUCUUCCUUUCCCCUCCCACCGCCUCCUACUGCGGGCGCCGGGGGCGGAGGCUGCCAGCCCAUUAUAAAAAGCUACCGAAGCUGGUGGCGGAGGGACUCGGAGCUGCGACGCUGCCCAGCAUCCGAGCCCACCGGAUUCCUACACUCCAGCCAUGGUUCCCUCGCCUCUCGCGUGGCUGCUGCGCCUGGCCGCGUUCUACCAUCUAUGCACCCCGCUGGCGGGUCAACACCUCGGCGUGACGAAAUGUAACAUCACAUGCCACAAGAUGACCUCACCAAUCCCUGUGGCUCGGCUCAUCCACUACCGGCUGAAUCAGGAAUCCUGCGGCAAGCGCGCCAUCAUCUUGGAGACGAAACAGCACAGACACUUCUGUGCUGAUCCAAAGGAGACAUGGGUCCAAGACGCCAUCAAGCACCUUGACCGCCAGGCCACUACUCAGCCUCAGAACAGGGCCAAGUUUGAGAAGUUGGUCAAUGUGACACCUGGGAUCACCCUGGCCGCCAGGGGACUGUCCCCAUCUGCACUGGCAGAGCCUGAAGUCACAGUGGAAGGCCUUACUUUGGAGCUGACUACUAUUGCCCAAGAGGCCCAGAGGCCCAUGGGGACUUCCCAGGAGCCGCCAGCAGCAGUGACUGGAUCUUCUCCCUCUACUUCCAAGGCUCAGGAUGCAGGGCUUUCAGCCAGGCCUCAAACUACUGGGAUUUUUGAGGAGUCUGCUGUCUCUACCACCAUUUGGCAGAGUUCUGCUGUCUACCAAUCUGAAUCUAGGCUCAGGGCUGAGGAGAAGGCUACUGAGCCCCCAUCCACUACAGCCCCAUCUACCCAGGCACCCACCAUUUCCCAUUCAACCCCGGAGGAGAAUGUUGGGUCUGAAAGCCAGCCCCCAUGGGUCCAGGGACAGAGCCCCAGUACAGAGAAGCCUCUAGGGCCUGAGGAAACAAAUCAAGCUCAUACUGAUGAUUUCCAGGAGAGGGGGCCUGGCAACAUAGUCCAUUCCUCAGUGGCCCCCGUCUCCUCUGAAGGGACCCCCAGCCGGGAGCUGGUGACUUCAGGCAGUUGGCCUCCCAAGGCAGAGGAGCCCAUUCAUGCCACUGCAGACCCCCAGAAACUGAGCGUACUUAUCACUCCUGUCCCUGACACCCAGGAAGCCACCCGGAGGCAGGCAGUAGGGCUGCUGGCCUUCCUGGGCCUGCUCUUCUGUCUAGGGGUGGCCAUGUUUGCCUACCAGAGUCUCCAGGGCUGUCCCCGCAAAAUGGCAGGAGAGAUGGUGGAAGGCCUCCGCUAUGUCCCCCGUAGCUGCGGCAGUAACUCGUAUGUCCUGGUGCCAGUGUGAGUUGCCUGCCUGCCUGCCUGUGUCCAUUGUUCGAUUCAGACAGCUGUCUGGGGACCCCCAUCCUCAUACCCACCUUCACCCAAAAUGAGGCAGUGGGAAUGGGGAGGCUGGGUCCUCCAGGAGCCACGUGCUCCAAGCCCCCAGUUGAGGCCCUGGAGGCCACCUUUUGCCAUCACCCCCUUAUCAGAGACAGCCGGUGACCUUCCAGCUCACCUAUAUUUGAAAGACUCCUCUGCUGCUGGCUGGUUGGAGGGGCCCUUGACACACCAACCCUAGUGAACAAUUAUUUAUUGAAUUCCCAGGCCCCAUGACACCUGUCUCCUGUGAGCACCGUAGUCCACCCAUCUCAAGCAGCAGGUCAGGCCCAUUUGCCUGUCCCUCUGACCUCUUCACAUCCUGGGUUUGCUGCACUUGCCAGCCCCUCCCCCUCCCUGGCCAGCUGCGGUGCUAUCUCUCCUAUCUCUCCCUGUCCCCUGUACAGAGCACAUUACCGUCAGCACCAUCACCACCACCAAUGCCCUGUUGUGUCCUUUCUUGCAUGAGGUUACCGCUGUGUCUCCUGGAGCUCUCUGGGAAGGGAGAUGAGCUAGCGUGGGAUUUUGCUGCACUCCUCCCCAGGCUGUGCAGUGACAGCAUGCUCCAUCUGAAGGUUGGGUCUAGACCCCACUCCUCCCCAGGCUGUGCAGUGACAGCAUGCUCCAUCUGAAGGUUGGGUCUAGACCCCACUCCUCCCCAGGCUGUGCAGUGACAGCAUGCUCCAUCUGAAGGUUGGGUCUAGACCCCACUCGGCCAUCUGCAGAACAAGGUGCCCCAUCUGUAACAGAAAAGAAGCGUGGCCCAGAGAUGGCAAUACCCCAUGGCCCUGAUGUCGUCACUUCCUCUGAGAUCCUUGUCCCCAUCCCUGGAUGCAGCCCCCAGCCCUUCUCCACGCCGACAGUCACUGCCAUCCCACUGGACUGACACCUUUGCACCCUGUGACUCUGAGGACGGGCAAGGGUGACUUGAGGGUUCAGGUCGUACCCUGUGGGCCCCUACAUGGAGGCUGAGUUGGGGACCUGCAGAACAGAGGCCAACUCAGAAGGUCCCUCUGUGUCCUCACUAGGCACCCCUACUCCACGCACCAAGAUGACAGCCACAGGUCCGCCCUGCCUGAAAGACAAGCCACAGAAGAGGAUGACGAGCCCUUGGGAGGCAGAGGAUCCAGGGUAAGCACCAGGAGCGGCCACACACCUGACUUAAGUUUAGGGACUUGAGCAUGUAUGUGCCCAGCCUUCAUGGUUCAGAGGCUGGGUCCUCUCUCAGCUCUGAAAGCACAGUUCACACCAAGGUCUCACCUUUGCCCCACUACAGGCAGGGCCAGAACUCCCAUAACAUUCUCUAAGAGUCCUGUGAAAAUUUCUGGAAGGGACUCUGCCCUGGGCACAAAGUGACUGCUAAAGCCUCCAGCAUGUCCAGCAUGGAACAGUUGGGCAAUACCUAUACUCCAAUAGCUGGAGCUGGACCUGCAGACCUUGCCCCCACCAGGGUCCUUGGUGGCAGCUCUCCCAACCCUACUCCUAAUAGCCCCAAUCCUCCACCUUCGGAGCCUCCCGUGGGCAGGUUUCACCCAGAAGUGACUCACUCCUUGGUAGGUAGAAACUCAGGACAGUUGGCUCUGUUCCAGAGUGAGGAAACCAGCCCCUCGAUGACCCUCCCUCCUGGAAAGUUUGUGGGAGGCUCUGGUCUGGCGCUGUGGGCUGGAGGAACAGCAGCCUGUGUGCACUUUGUCCUGGCUCCUUCAGUGUGGAGCCUUCAAGGGUUGGGGCGUCCACUUCCCUAUUGAGAAAGCUGCUGGGGCGUGUGUCCCCUUGUUAGACUUUGUGGGUUCUCCCCAACAGGAUGUGUUGCCAAGACAAUCUGGGGAGGACUUCGGAAGGAGUUGGUCAAUCCUUUGGCUUUUUCAAGCAUCAUUACCAAUGUCUGUGCCAUUUUGUAUUUUACUAAUAAAAUAUAAAAGUCUUGUGAAUCAAA
Molecule: messenger RNA, 3428 nt
Organism: Microtus oregoni (creeping vole)
Lineage: Eukaryota; Metazoa; Chordata; Mammalia; Rodentia; Cricetidae
Gene: Cx3cl1
Product: C-X3-C motif chemokine ligand 1
Exons: 3
Coding region: 237-1418 (393 amino acids)
Biological process (GO): lymphocyte chemotaxis; chemokine-mediated signaling pathway; monocyte chemotaxis
Cellular component (GO): extracellular region
Molecular function (GO): chemokine activity; CCR chemokine receptor binding
Source: RefSeq, a predicted model, not a curated record